This is a messenger RNA of Chinchilla lanigera (long-tailed chinchilla), 1539 nucleotides long. RefSeq names its product NAD(P)H dehydrogenase, quinone 1 (gene Nqo1). Gene Ontology annotation, cellular component: cytosol. NCBI's taxonomy places the organism in Eukaryota, Metazoa, Chordata, Mammalia, Rodentia, Chinchillidae. The record is from RefSeq and is a predicted model, not a curated record. Bases 134 to 961 code for a protein of 275 amino acids. The transcript has 6 exons. Gene Ontology annotation, molecular function: NAD(P)H dehydrogenase (quinone) activity.
UCCCUGGACGCCUUGGAAUCGCAGCUCAAGCAUCCGGCUGCUUUCCAGCCCAGGCUAGGUCGCCCCGGCAACCAGAGGCCCAGCCAAUCAGCGUUCGGGAGGCAGGACUCUGCGGCGGCGCUCUGUGGAAGCCAUGGCGGCCAUCAGGAAAGCACUCAUCAUACUGGCUCACUCAGAGAGGACGUCCUUCAACUACGCCAUGAAGGAGGCUGCUGUAGAGGCUCUGAAGAGGAAAGGAUGGGAGGUGGCCGAGUCCGACCUCUACGCCAUGAACUUCAAUCCCCUCAUUUCCAGGAAGGACAUCACAGGUACGCUGAAGGACCCUGAGAACUUUCAGUAUGCUGCCGAGACCGCUCUAGCUUAUGAAGAAAGCCGCCUGAGCCCAGAUAUUGUGGCUGAGCAAAAGAAGGUGGAAGCUGCAGACCUUGUGAUAUUUCAGUUCCCACUGCAGUGGUUUGGAGUCCCUGCCAUUCUGAAAGGCUGGUUUGAUCGAGUGCUCACAGGAGGGUUUGCCUACACCUAUGCUGCCAUGUAUGACAAGGGCCCUUUCCAGAACAAGAAGGCUGUGCUUUCCAUCACCACCGGUGGCAGUGGCUCCAUGUACUCACUGCAGGGCGUCCAUGGGGACAUGAAUAUUAUCCUCUGGCCAAUUCAGAGCGGCACUCUGCACUUUUGUGGCUUUCAAGUCUUAGAACCUCAGCUGACAUACAGCAUUGGGCACACUCCACCAGAUGUCCGAACUCAAAUCCUAGAAGGAUGGAAGAAACGCCUGGAGAGUAUUUGGGACGAGACGCCACUGUAUUUUGCUCCAAGCAGCCUCUUUGACUUAAACUUCCAGGCAGGAUUCUUACUGAAAAAGGAGAUACAAGAUGAGCAGAAAAACAAGAAAUUUGGCCUUUCUGUGGGCCACCAUUUGGGCAAGCCUAUUCCCACUGACAACCAGAUCAAAGCCAGAAAAUAAGAUGGACUUGCAUUUCUAACACACAAAUCGAGGAAUUUUUUCAGCUUCCUUCACUUGCUUUGAAGAUUGUUUUCCCCUCAAGAAAUGAAUAGAAGGAACAGACUGCAUUUGUAUAUUUUUAGAAAGUCUUACUAUUAAAUGUUAUUCUUACUAUUGAUGCCUUGAUGUAUAGCCAAAAUCUGGGUGCCAGAGACCAACUGGGAUAUAAAGCAGGCAGAAGUGUUUCCAGAAAGAUGCUAUAAAAUAUUUGUUAAGGUCAUCUACACAAUUUAAUUUCUUCUGUUAGGGCUAAGUUUUUAAGGCUUUGGCUAGACAGUAUUUUAACUCUCCAAUGAUCUAUUUUAAUUACGUCUGUAUGGUUUAUGGCAGAAGGGAAUUGCUUAGAGAAAAAAGUGACUGGCUCUCUUCUUAAGGGACAUAACUUGUUAGUAGUAGCUCACUGUUCAUUUAUGAUGGAUACUGAUUUCAGUUACCACACAGUAACAAACAUGCUCCACAUGAUAUUACUCUCCCUUCACCGUAUUUGUUAUGUACAGUACAAAUGCAUUGAACUAAUAAAAGUCUCUUCUUUAAGCUCA